Messenger RNA from Vigna umbellata (rice bean), 1272 nucleotides. Lineage: Eukaryota; Viridiplantae; Streptophyta; Magnoliopsida; Fabales; Fabaceae. The record is from RefSeq and is a predicted model, not a curated record.
GGUUUUCUUGUUCCUCGCUGGUACUAUUCGUCUUCUUCAGAAAUGGCGUCUGGCAGUACUCUUUCCUUCUCCGGAAGUCCAUCAAUUACCUUCGACAAGCUAAAUGGAAAAAAUGAUCUAUCAUGGUCUGCUGCCGAUGAAAUGUGGUUCCUUGGCCAAGGGCAUUAUGACCACCUUGAGCGAGAUGGAAGCCAUGUGCCUACUGAAAAAGCUGAUCAGUGGAAACAAGCAGAUUUCCAGUUUUGUGCUUGUUAUGGCAAUCUGUGGAACCCAAAUCUUGUAUCUUUGAGGGCUUUCAAAACUUGUCACUCCUUUUGGAAGAAAGCCCAAAGCAUUUAUGCCAACGAUAUUCAACGUCUCCAUGACACUACGAACAAGCUUGCAUCUCUUAAAAUGGCAGACCAUGAUAUGGUGUCCUUCAUGGCUGAAGCCCAAUCUGCUGUCGAAGAACUCAGGAUGUUUUUGGAAGCGGACCCAUUAAAGGAUAUAAAAAAGAAACUAGACAAAUUUUACAUGGUGUUGAUCCUUCGUGCCCUACAUCCCGAUUUUGAUCAUCUCAAAGAUCAACUUCUAACUAGUCAUGAGGUCCCCUCCAUGGAAACAUUGACCACUCGCUUUCUGCGUGUCUCGGUACCUCAAACUCAAGAAGCGCAUGAACUAGUGGAACCAUCUGUCAUGGUUGCCACAGGAGGAAGAGGAGGACGUGGCACUAGAGGAGGAGGACGGGGAGGUCGGGGACGUCCUCAAUGCACAUACUGUAAAAGGAUGGGUCAUACUCAAGAGAAUUGCUACUCCUUAUAUGGUUUUCCUUCCAAAACUGUCAAUAUUUUGAAGACUGAAACUUCCACUUCUAUGUUUUCUGAGGAUGAAUAUCAAGAGUAUUUAAGGUUAAAGUCUAACAGCUUGACACAACCAUCUCAAUCUCCCAGUACAUCAACAACCUGCGUUUCUCAAUCUAUGGAAGGUCAAAAUUCAUGGGUAAUUGACUCAGGUGCUUCUGAUCACAUUUCUGGAGCGUGGUUCGGGAAAACAAAUUGGAGAAGGAUAUGAAGCUGGCGGAUUAUACCAUUUUGGAUCUCGUCCAAGGGUGUCCAGUGUUGCUGCUCCUAAUCCUAAAGUGCUACAUGAUCGACUUGGCCAUCCUCAUUUGUCCAAAUUAAAAAAGAUGUGUCCUGAACUUAGUGGUCUCCAAACUUUAGAAUGUGAGUCAUGUCAAUUAGGAAAACAUGUUAGAUCUUCCUUUCCUAAAAGGUCUCAAUCAAUAUGUAAUUC